UGCCAUCGGGUCCAAUCGUCACUUGUGUUUUAAAGGCGUUGUUCAUCAUCAUUUUCGGGCUAUUCGAAUUUGCCUACAAAGAAAAUACUGGUAGGAAGGCAAUUUAAUAGGACCAUUCACAUUUUUUUGUCCCAGUUGUCGAUUUUGUCGAGUGUGCGACUGUAAAAUACUUCAAAUUGUAACCAAUGACGACGAUUCGAAAAAAGUUGGUGAUUGUCGGCGAUGGUGCCUGUGGUAAGACUUGUCUUCUAAUUGUUUUUAGUAAAGAUCAGUUUCCCGAGGUAUAUGUUCCAACGGUUUUUGAAAACUACGUUGCGGAUAUUGAAGUUGACGGUAAACAAGUUGAGUUGGCCUUAUGGGACACUGCUGGGCAAGAAGAUUAUGACAGACUUCGACCAUUAAGUUACCCAGAUACGGAUGUCAUUCUGAUGUGCUUUUCGGUGGAUUCGCCUGAUUCAUUAGAGAAUAUUCCCGAAAAAUGGACUCCAGAGGUUAAACAUUUUUGUCCAAAUGUUCCCAUAAUUUUGGUGGGCAAUAAAAAGGAUUUGCGAAAUGAUCCCAACACUAUUCGUGAUCUGGCCAAAAUGAAACAGGAGCCUGUUAAGCCUCAGGAGGGUCGUGCUAUGGCUGAGAAAAUCAAUGCCUUUGCUUAUUUGGAAUGUUCAGCUAAGUCUAAGGAAGGUGUAAGAGAUGUCUUCGAAACGGCUACCAGGGCUGCAUUACAAGUCAAGAAGAGGAAGAAGACCAAAUGCCUUUUGCUCUAAAAGAGCAAGCCUAUACAAAACAUGUUACACGUAAAACAAGGCAAAACCACGCACUCCCGAUUUUUUUAUUUCCUCUUUUUAAACGAGCGUCAUCAAAUGUUUUUGAUUGAAUUCUUGAUCAUGAUUAAUUGAUUAUUAAUUAAUAAUCGUAUUUUAUUUAAAUGAAACUAUUAUAUAUUGUAAACAUGUAUUUAGCAGUAAACGAAUAAUGUAGAAAUCUAAUUAUACACUAUGCAUUGGAGGAAAAAAUA
This is a messenger RNA of Bactrocera neohumeralis, 1015 nucleotides long. It is a transcript of the gene Rho1, whose product is annotated as ras-like GTP-binding protein Rho1. The record is from RefSeq and is a predicted model, not a curated record. Bases 186 to 764 code for a protein of 192 amino acids. The transcript has 6 exons. Gene Ontology annotation, molecular function: GTP binding; GTPase activity. Gene Ontology annotation, biological process: small GTPase-mediated signal transduction; cell migration. Lineage: Eukaryota; Metazoa; Arthropoda; Insecta; Diptera; Tephritidae.